AUGUCUCUCAUUGAAUUCUGUCCUCAGUUGGAGCGCACUUUCAUUGCAAUCAAGCCUGACGGGGUUCAGAGAGGUCUGGUGAGUGCUCUGAUGUCAAUUGUUGUUGGAUCAGAUGGAAAUAUCAAUUUCUACUUUGGUCCGAACCUUUUUACGUAAAUUCAAUUUGAUAUGCUUUUAUCCAAAUUUUCUUCUGUGUAAAAUGGGUGAUGAUGAGAAAAUCCAAGUAAUUCUAAAAUUGUUCGAGAUUGAAAACAUUUAUCUACUGAAAAUGAAGAUAUGCGUUCGAUAAAUUUAUUUCAGAUUUCUCUGUUAAUCUUCGGUAGUUGUGCCCUUCAGAUUGCAGAGAUCAUAUCACGCUUUGAGCGGAAAGGAUUCAAGCUGGUGGCCAUUAAACUUGUUAUCCCCUCCAAGGACUUUGCUGAGAAGCAUUACCAUGACCUCAAGGAGAGGCCUUUCUUCAAUGGUCUAUGCGAUUUCCUCAGCUCGGGCCCUGUCCUUGCAAUGGUGAGUGUAAUGGCUGCGCCUCUCUUCUGGUUGAUGAACGAUCUUUUGUUUCUCAGAGAAGCAAAAAAACAUAAUUCAGGUUUGGGAAGGCGAGGGGGUCAUAAAAUACGGAAGAAAGCUUAUUGGUGCCACCGACCCACAGAAAUCAGAGCCAGGAACCAUAAGAGGCGAUCUUGCUGUUGUUGUCGGAAGGUAUGUUUUACCUAAUUCACUAGCCCACUUUUUCUUUUCACUUCAUUCGAGGCUAUACGUUUAGUCCCCUUCAAUUCUGUCAAAUGAUUCUCAAUUACUCUCUUAUGCGUCACGUGGAGAGGUUCAGCUUUUUUAAAAAUUAAAUUGAAUGCAACUUGCACGAAUCUGUAUUAAUUCUGUCAAAAUAAGCUUCAUAUACUCAUGAUUAAGCAGAGAUGCUGAUAAUUUUUUUUUCUAAAUUCAGUUCCGCAUAUUUAGAUCCGUAUUUAAUUCCAUCAUAGUUUGUUCUUUAGAUCAUUUUAUUUUACUAAAUUCAAUGCUAGAUUUUAUGCAUAAAUUCCUGUUAAUUCUAUCAAAAUUAGCUUCAUAUUCUCCUCGCGAUUACUGAGAUUAUUGACUUUUUUUUCCCACCAAACUCUCUUAUAAUCCCAUCAAUUGCAUCCAAGUUCUGUAGGUUCUUUUCUAUUUCACCAUAUUCAAUACUAUAAUCACAUAUCGGUAUUAAUCAUAUAAAAAUAAUUUCUUAUACUUAAUUUUCAAUUUUAUUAAUUCAAUCCUAUAUACACAGAUCCGUAUUAAUUGUGUCAAAACUAGUUUUACAUCCUUUUUUAUUAUCUGAACACUAAAGUUUUCAUUUUUUUAAUUUCAGAAACAUAAUUCACGGAAGUGAUGGGCCAGAAACAGCGAAAGAUGAGAUCGGCCUCUGGUUUGAGCCCAAGGAGCUGGUCUCUUACACCAGCAACGCUGAGAAGUGGGUUUAUGGAGUCAAUUGA
This is a messenger RNA of Spirodela intermedia, 1469 nucleotides long. The record is from the annotation of a GenBank genome assembly. Lineage: Eukaryota; Viridiplantae; Streptophyta; Magnoliopsida; Alismatales; Araceae.